UCGCCAUGCAGUCCCUCCAAUCCUCCACUCUCCGGCCCGCUCCGCUCGACCAGAUUCGGAAACGGACCCCCCAUUUCCCCAAUGUCACUACCAGAACAGCCAGCUCCUCCAGGCGAAUCUCAUUCAUAUCCGCCUCCUCCGCCGUGUCCGCCCCUAAGCGCGAGAUGGACCCGAAGAAGCGGGUUGUCAUCACCGGAAUGGGUCUCGUCUCCGUCUUCGGCAACGACGUCAAUACUUACUACGACAAGCUCCUCGCCGGAGAGAGCGGUGUGGGUCCAAUUGACCGGUUUGAUGCGUCCAAGUUUCCGACCCGGUUCGGGGGCCAGAUCCGCGGGUUCUCAUCGGAGGGGUACAUUGAUGGGAAGAACGAUCGACGGCUCGACGAUUGCCUUCGGUACUCGAUUGUUGCUGGGAAGAAAGCUCUCGAGGAUGCUGAUCUUGGCGCCGAUCAGCGCUCAAAGCUUGAUAAAUCGCGGACUGGGGUGCUUGUUGGAUCUGGAAUGGGUGGUCUUACUGUCUUUUCUGAUGGUGUUCAUGCACUGAUAGAGAAAGGUCACAGGAAAAUUACCCCCUUUUUCAUUCCUUAUGCUAUUACAAACAUGGGGUCUGCCUUGCUUGCUAUUGAUCUGGGUUUUAUGGGACCCAAUUAUUCCAUUUCGACUGCUUGUGCUACUUCAAAUUAUUGCUUCUAUGCUGCUGCAAAUCACAUUCGUCGGGGUGAAGCUGAUUUGAUGAUUGCUGGCGGAACUGAAGCUGCCAUAAUUCCUGUUGGGGUGGGAGGGUUUGUUGCUUGCAGGGCCUUGUCUCAGAGAAAUGAUGAUCCAAAAACGGCUUCCAGGCCAUGGGACAGAGAUAGAGAUGGCUUUGUUAUGGGUGAAGGUGCUGGAGUAUUGGUAAUGGAGAGCUUGGAACAUGCAACAAAACGAGGUGCUACAAUUAUUGCCGAGUACUUGGGAGGUGGUAUUAACUGUGAUGCUUAUCAUAUGACUGAUCCAAGAGCUGAUGGGCUUGGUGUAUCUACAUGCAUACAGAGAUGCCUUGAAGAUGCUGGUGUAUCACCUGAGGAGGUUAACUACAUCAAUGCGCAUGCAACUUCUACCCUUGCUGGUGACCUUGCCGAGAUAAAUGCUAUAAAGAAGGUGUUCACGAACACUAAAGAUAUCAAGAUCAACGCAACUAAGUCUAUGAUAGGCCACUGUCUUGGUGCUUCUGGGGGUUUGGAAGCUAUUGCUGUCAUUAAAGCCAUAACAACUGGAUGGCUGCAUCCUUCCAUAAACCAAUUUAACCCAGAGCCUUCAGUGGAGUUUGACACUGUUCCCAAUGUAAAGCAGCAGCAUGAAGUGAAUGUUGCCAUAUCGAAUUCAUUUGGAUUUGGUGGACAUAACUCUGUCGUGGCCUUCUCUGCGUUCAAGCCCUGAUCAUCCGACUUGCGUUCAAGUUUUGUAGUACAUCAACGAUGCUUAGAGGAGAUCAUAAUUUAUUUCGGAGGCAAGCUUCAUCCGCUUACAUUUGAGUCCAUUUGUAGUUUUGUAAUGAUUCAGAAAUGUUCUUUUUUAUUAUUUUUGGACGCAAGUCGUAUUUAGAUGCCUGGUUCCGUGAGGAAACUAGAAUGUUAUGUUUUUUUACUUUCUUCAAAUUAUCUGAUGGUUAGUAUGAAGUGUGGCUAAUAUAGAUAGAGGAGAUGCAUACGCGUGGGUGUAGCCAAGUUUCGCUCAAUUUGUUAGAGCAGUGCGCUCUCCCCUGCGCAUCCAAAUUUGAAAGUCAAAUUGUCCUCCCGUUACCAUAUCAUGAAGACUUAUGCGUGGAUUUGCCUCUCUUUGCAUAUUUUGUAUUAGCAGCUUGUGUGUAACAAAACCUUCAAGUUGGUUGAGGACAAUUUUGAGUUCGAGAAAUUUGGGUUGGUUGCUUGUCACAUGGACUUCUACCCACAAGUAAAUCGGUAUCUAUGUAAUCAGAAUAUUGAUGGUAUUAAUAAUAUGAAUGCUAUGUUGAUGGUC
This is a messenger RNA of Pyrus x bretschneideri (Chinese white pear), 1997 nucleotides long. RefSeq names its product 3-oxoacyl-[acyl-carrier-protein] synthase I, chloroplastic-like. The record is from RefSeq and is a predicted model, not a curated record. The coding region runs from base 6 to 1418 and encodes 470 amino acids. The transcript is spliced from 7 exons. NCBI's taxonomy places the organism in Eukaryota, Viridiplantae, Streptophyta, Magnoliopsida, Rosales, Rosaceae. Gene Ontology annotation, biological process: fatty acid biosynthetic process. Gene Ontology annotation, molecular function: 3-oxoacyl-[acyl-carrier-protein] synthase activity.